AUGACUCCUGCCUCCCCCGUUCACAGCAGAAGAGCGAGGGCAGCGCAGACUCACGACCACGACCACGACCACGAUGCUGCCCUCGCUGGAGCCGCCGGAGUCGCUGGUGCUGCCGGGACUGCCGCUCUGGCCAGUGGCGGCAGAGACGAUCGUCGACGCAACUGGGGUCGUAGAGGCAAAGCUCAGGCCGCCGCUGGACAGCAGGAUACUCGAGACCCUGAGAAGGCUGAAUUCGCUGCGAUGCCAUCGGGGCAUCCCACCUCGGUCGAUCAGAAGGGUCGCGUGUAUCCUCUGACGGGUAUUGACAACCUCGCUUUGCUGAUGGAAGAUGAUGGCUAUCAGACGGCUUGUUACAGCAUGUAUCUGUUCAAGACGGAGCUCGACUAUGAUACUGUGCUGCGAUUCUUCCAGCAACUCGCACAGGCCUACCCCAAGUAUCGAUACGUCGUCGAGCUGAACCCGUCCGUAGCCAAGAAGAAGGACAAAGCAGCUCUCCGUGGAACGCAGCCCCAACAAGAGGUCAAAUUUGACCCUGGGCGCAGAACGCUCUAUUCAAAGACCAUUGCAGCUGGAGGUCAUCUGAAGCCGGCCAAGUGGCGUCUGGAUGAGACGUUCGACAUCGAGGACAAUAUCAAAGUCGUCAAGGCUCCUGGAAACGGCACGGACGAGGAUCUCUUCGAACUCUGCGGCCAGGUCCUGGGGACGCAUUUCGACUACAGCAGGCCACUGUGGGAGGCUGUACUUGUUCACGGACUCGACACCUCAGAGGGCGCUCGUUCUGGCUUGAUGAUCAAGAUUCAUCAUGCCUUCUCUGACGGACAGGGAAUGAUCCAAUCGUAUCACUCUGCGCUAGAAGCCCUUUCGAAGGGCAAAAGCAUUGGCGCCCAGCAAAAUGAGAUCGACCGUAACGCCAUGAGCGAGGAGCAGAAGAAGGUCGGCAGCCGAGGCGUGAAGCCGACGAUGCUUGGCACAGUCAGCCACUCCUGGCAUACCGUACGAGGUCUCUACUUCCGUAAACGCACUGCCUUUACAUACUCUGACAAGGCUGCCAAGCAUGCUGUGGACAUCAUGGGAGGAAAGCUCGCAAAGAAUGGUCGACCAUCUGGACGCUUUUACGGCCAUAGCGACGGUAUCAAGAUGGACGACAUCAAGCUGAUCCGCAAAGCAUUCUCCACCAAGAAGGCUGAUCUCACACUCAACGAUGUUGCUUGUGCGCUACUCAGUCGAGCACUCCGCCUCGCUGCCGAAGAUCUAGCGGCACGGCAGGGCAAGAAGGUCAAAGACAAGCGCGUCGCCGUCUUCAUUCCUGUCAGUAAACGUCCACCGGGAGACUGGAGCCUAGCCAACUAUACUACGGGUGCUAUUGCCUGGUUCCGCUUCCACUCUCCAGACAAGUUCGGCUUCGAGAAGCUUGUAGAGCAGUGCAAUCGGGAAAUGACGAGGAUCAAGAAGUCACACUUGCCCACAUUGACCUUCAAGAUGUUCGACAUGGUAUGCAAGCGACGCAUCAUGAUGAUGCCCAACUACCCGGUAGCCAGGUCCUUCUUUCAGAGGGCAUACACACAAUACUGCGUCUUUACGAACAUUCCAGGACCGGCAAAGCCAGUGAGGUUUGGAGAGCACGAAGCCUUCUCGUACCACUGUCUCCCGCCUUCCUCCCCCGGAAAGUCGACGAUGGCCAUUGGAACCAUCUCGUACGGAGGAGCCUUCUCCCUCGCCGUCUCGUGCGACGCCAUCGAGGAGUGGGACCAGGACCAUCUAGAUUUGCCGGGGACAAUUUGCGACGCGUUCCAGGAGGCUUCGGAGGAGCUGAUUGCUGCUGCGAAAGAACGCUUGAGCAGCGGAUGA
Messenger RNA from Microstroma glucosiphilum, 1848 nucleotides. RefSeq lists its product as hypothetical. NCBI's taxonomy places the organism in Eukaryota, Fungi, Basidiomycota, Exobasidiomycetes, Microstromatales, Microstromataceae. The record is from RefSeq and is a predicted model, not a curated record. The transcript is spliced from 2 exons. Gene Ontology annotation, cellular component: plasma membrane. The coding region runs from base 1 to 1848 and encodes 615 amino acids. Gene Ontology annotation, biological process: triglyceride biosynthetic process. Gene Ontology annotation, molecular function: long-chain-alcohol O-fatty-acyltransferase activity; diacylglycerol O-acyltransferase activity.